AUGUUCAAGGCCGUGUUGGAGCGUGUGAAGAAGUGGGUUUCUGGUGGGUACAAGCCUUUGGGGCAUGGUUCCAGGCAAGCUUUGCUAGACUCAGGCGCAACCCAUGUGCUGCGAGCUCCUUGGAAUGAGGAGGAGUGGAACGGAGCAAAGCAAGUGAAUGUCCAGUUGGCCGGCGACCAUGUGGCACCAAUGAAGCAAAAUGAAGCAGGGUCCUUACUCAGCGGGGACCAGUUAGCCCAGGUGAUUGUGCCGUUGGGAAAGGUGAUAUCAACGUUGGGGUAUAAGUUGAGCUGGACCUCUGAAGUGUGUGAGCUUAUUGGUCCCAGUGGUGAGGUUUUGCCGUUGACGGUGAAGAAUGGAUGCCCAGAGGUCAGCGAAAAGACCGCGUACAAGUUGAUCCAGGAACUCGAAGAUCAGCAACUUCCCCGACUGGAUGAUGUCACCCAAGCCUCAGUCCAGGCCAUACAUGGGCUGAAAACAAGUUGGUGGUCCUACCUCAAGGAGUAUGUGAGGGGCGGCAAUGUCAUUGAGGGCUACUCGGCGAUUGAAAAGGCAAACUUCUUCGACUACAAGGAUGUUCUCAAAGAGCAUUUGGUUACGAGGUUACCCAAACUUGGGAUUUGGGAACUACUCAAGACCCUGAACAUCAAUCGUCGAGCCCGUAAGCGCCUCCUGCGUGCAAGUGGAUGGAUCAUUCGUUGGGAUGCCCCCUCGGUUGAUAAGUCCAAGGACUCCUUCAAGCAGCUCGCUUUUGUGGGAAGUCAGAUCUACGUGAAUAUGAACACAUUGUUGAUUGAGAAUGAGUUUGCGGAUGUUUGGCGGGUGGUUCAGUGGGCAGCCUUUGUUGGAAAGGUUGAUGUGGUGGGGUAUGGUCGUUCACCGGAUGGGAAGUUCUUCAAGUACUUUGUCAUUGGGGCCCUGAGGAUUCCGAAGGUUGAUGGAGCAGAAGGGCACCCCGAUGUUCGAGGACAUCCUCUACCACCACCACAUGAAGAAGGAGAGGAGUGCAUUUCGGACGAGGAGGAGGACCUACCACCUACAGGUGCAGAUGAGGCUGGUGUGGGUUUGGAUGAAGUUGAGAAGGAGAAGAAGCAAUGGGAAGACUUGGUGGCGACGUUCAAACAACCACUUGCUACCACUACGUUGUACUUUGCCGUUCCCGUGAACAACAAGAGG
Symbiodinium necroappetens is the source of this 1176-nucleotide messenger RNA. Lineage: Eukaryota; Dinophyceae; Suessiales; Symbiodiniaceae. The record is from the annotation of a GenBank genome assembly.